This is a messenger RNA of Orbilia oligospora ATCC 24927, 1713 nucleotides long. RefSeq lists its product as uncharacterized. Gene Ontology annotation, molecular function: serine-type endopeptidase activity. The record is from RefSeq and is a predicted model, not a curated record. The coding region runs from base 1 to 1713 and encodes 570 amino acids. The transcript is spliced from 5 exons. NCBI's taxonomy places the organism in Eukaryota, Fungi, Ascomycota, Orbiliomycetes, Orbiliales, Orbiliaceae. Gene Ontology annotation, biological process: proteolysis.
AUGGGAUACAUGCAGACACUAAUCUUUAAUAUUCUAUUCGUAUUCAUAUUUCAGUUGUCAGUCCUUCGGGAUCCCAGUGUCAAAGCCGUCCGACCAUCACAACCACCGGUGCUAAAUGACAAGUUCCCAAAGAUAGGGACAUGGGAGAAGCAGUCAGGAGAAUAUGAAUUUGUUAUUAGGCCACCAAGUGAGCUUCUAGGUUCUGGCUUUAGUAACAAGCGGAUGGUUUUAGAGCUCGCCAAAACAUUUCUAAAGGAGAUCGAACCAUACACCCUCCCUCCUCGAAAACAUGCGGUUCUCGCGGGAAAUAUGCAGCGAAGAUAUAACCAAAACUUCGAAAAUCUACACCCUCGGUACUCAAGGAGCUACGAUAUCGAUGCCGACGAUAUCCACGUUCCAUCCCAUGAGCUUCCCGAUUAUAAUUACACAGAUAUCCCCACCAGUGGUACAUAUACAACUAGCAACAGCACAUAUCAAAAUCGUCAAAAGCCGAGCUCUAAAGUCUUACAUAAGCGGGGAGAUGAGCCAGGACGAGGGGGGAUGAGUCCGGAAAUUGAAAGACCAGAUCUGCAAUACGAGGAUAUGAUAAAGUUUUCUCUGCCACCCGGCAUUGAAUUUAAUGGAGAAAACCCGUGGCGAGCCUGGCGCUGGAAGAAUGCCGGCGAGGGUGUUAAGAUGUACUACCUUGAUACGGGAUGCGAUCUAAGUCACGCUGAAUUUGAAGGUGUGGAGCUUGAGUGGCUCUAUCCUAACCGUGAUGGCCUUGACGAGCCAGGGGAGAGUCCUGGAUAUUUUUAUCACGACAAGUCGACGAUUUUCGCCCAUGGCACUACUACCCUUUCUAAAAUUCUUGGAAAAUCGAUCGGGGUUGCUCCGAAAGUCGAUGUAACCCUUGUCCGACUAGAAAUGACAAUAUACGGACGUUCUAUAUCGGGGAGUGUAAUGGUCAAUGCCAUGAUGAUGACAUAUGACCAUAUUGUCGAAAAUAGGGCCAAAAUGAAAAAACCUUGUGUAGUAGUAUCUUCAACGGCGAUGAUCUUGUGGGACAAAGAGAGCCCUAUCAAUCGGUACAUUUGCAAACUCUGGAUUACAUCUCUUCGGAAAAUGGGUUGCUAUGUAGUGGUAGCAGCUGGAAACGAGCAAGAAGUAAAUGAUCAAGGUUUUAUCCCACUCACUACGUACCCCCGACUGCUUGCUGGAGACCCCGAAGUGGACAUAAACCUCCUUGUUGUUGGCGGCCAUAACGAUGAAGGGUUCAACAGGUUUGCGUUCAAUAAAUUUGUUAGCAUCUCCGCCCAAGCAUGGAAAGUAGUCGCCGUAAAAGCAUAUCUUCCUGGCGAUGGCCCCCCUGACGGCGAUUGGUCCGGCUCAUACCAGUAUUUCCAAGGGACAUCAUACUCGACACCAGUAGUAGCUGGACUUUUAGCGACCUUCAUAUCACAAGGUUACAAAUACCCGCUUGAUUAUCUCCUCGCAAUCGCUAAAGACCCAAUGAAACCGGGUGAGCCGAAGCGUGCAUUCAAUGGUAUAUGGCCAGAUUUGUGGCCUACAGCUCGGAGACCGGAAAACUACAAACGACCUCCUUUGAAAAACCCCGGUGUAGCCGAAAAGUGGGCGGCGGGCGAUGAUAACCAAAGGGGUAUAUAUCGAUAUAAAUAUCCCAAGACUCCGACCCACUCUGAAGCGGAUAGUAUCAAAAAUAGCUUAGCUUAG